GCUGUAAUGACCUAAAGAGGAUUUAGAAGAUGACUUCCUCUGUCACAGUCACAGCAGGAAAAAAACAUACAUUUUGAUAAACAUCUAUUUCUACGCCACACUUUAAAACAGGCUUUAAAACAGAGAAGUGGCUUUUUGAGCUUCUUCAUAGCAACUGAAGACCAAACCUUCUUGUUUCUCUGUUUCAGCUGCAGACUCAUCCGUCGUCUAGUUUCCACAGAGAUGAAGGAUGAAUGUAGGAGUUUGCUGGCAGCUCCGUCUGUGAAGGUGCUGACAGUCAACAUGUUCCUGAGUGUCUUCUUCCUUCCAGGAGUGUGGUCUCAAUGUAAAGAACCACACCUCAACAUUACUGCACCAAAGAAGCCGGAAGCUCUGAGUGGAUCCUGUUUGAUAAUUCCAUGUAGCUUUACUACUAAAGAAGAAAAUGGACAGAAGUUUGACAACACUAUAAAAAUCAUUGGAAUGUGGAUUAAGAAUAAUCACAAUUUUCUCCAAAAUCCAGAGAAUGUGAUUUUCAACAGCAGUAAGCAGGAAAACAUCUAUCCAAUGAAGAUCAUUGGAAACCUGACACAGAAUAACUGCACCACUUUGUUUUCUAAUUUAACCUCAAAUUAUAAAGAAAAAUAUUAUUUUAGGAUUGAAAAUGGAGGAUUUAAAGCAACCGACCAUUGCAAUUAUACUGAGAUAAAAAUUCAAGAUUCUCCUCAGAGUCCCAGCAUUGAAAUCCCAGAUGAUCCUAAGGAGGGGGCGUCUGUCUCCAUCACCUGCUCGGCUCCCACUCCCUGUCCUCACUCCCCUCCUGAACUCACCUGGAGUCUCCAACCAGACUUUCAGAGACAAACAGAGAAAAACACAGAUGGAAGCUUUACGACUAAAAUCCAGAAGAUCAUCACUCUGUCAGACACUCAUGAUGGAUCGAUCAUCAACUGUUCUGCCAGAUAUCCUGUGAAUGGAGGACCACCAAAGACAGCAGAGACACACAUGACUCUCAGUGUUUCAUAUGCUCCUAAGAAGACCUCAGCAUCCAUCAGUCCAUCAGGUUUAGUGUCAGCAGGUAGCUGGGUGACAAUGACCUGUUCCAGCAGAGCCAAGCCUGCUGUCAGCAACUUCAUCUGGUUCAGGAGCAGCAAAGAUGGAGACGUGAAAGUAGCUGAAGGAGAAUCUUACAGCCUGAAUGCCACAGAGGGAGGAGGAGUUUAUUACUGUGUGGCUACAAAUGAUCUGGGGAACCAGACGUCUCCAAAGAUUGAUCUGAUUGUUGAAUCUGCACCAGGACUUACAAAGAAUCUAAAUUUCAUUUAUAUCAUCUCUGGAGCUGCUGGGAUCCUCCUCCUCCUCCUGAUUGUCUGUAUUGGGUGUUUUAGAAAAAAUAAGCAACAGCAGCAGCAACAACCUGCAACUGAGCUUCAACUUCAAGGAGCAACCGUUAAAACUGAAGAUGAGCUACACUAUGGAGACUUGAACUUCAAACGGGGAUCUGAGGGUUCCUCAGCCUCUCCACAGGACAGAAGCCAGCAGCAGGACACUGUGUACGCAGAGGUCAAAGGGUCUCAAAGGGGAAACAUUUCCACACAGGCUGCUGACAAAACAGAAGAUAUUUAUGCUCAAGUGAAGAAAAAAUGAUGUUAGUUUCACCCAGAAAUGUGACCCAUCUGUUCUUUAAGUGUCUUGAAGAACAACUGUUGCAUUGGUCAGGAUACAGUAUAUGAUGAAGAUGAUGGAGAUCUGUUCUUUCAUUUCUCUUUCUGAUUUGAAAAUCGUGUUGUUUAUGAAUAUUAUAGUUAAGGAAUUAUCUAACUGUAUUCAUCUAAUUUAAUUUCAGUGUAUUUACCGUGUAUUUCUGACAUGCAUCAUUAGAUCUGUUAAUUUUUUACUGUUGUGCAUGUUUAAAAUUAGGAAUAUAUUUUUACUUAACAUUUUAGUGGACAUGUAAACUGUAGUCAGGAUUAUGUACUGUAGAAUUAUUUCAAUGGAUCCAAAUCCUGUUAACCAUUUUCUGAACUUUUUGUUAUUUGAUAUUUUGCAUGUAACAUGUAAAGGUUUAAAAGUGUGGGGCCGAGGACUGAACCUUCUUUACCAGUCUUUAAGGACGUGGGGAAGAUCCCAGUCUAAAUAGAGCGGUUAACAAUGUUCAGGAGUUCCUCCUCACAGUAUGAACACACUGACUUAACCCUUGUGCUAUCUUAGAGGACCCCACCCUUACAUUGACGUGUUCUCCCUACCAUGACA
Oryzias latipes (Japanese medaka) is the source of this 2229-nucleotide messenger RNA. The record is from RefSeq and is a predicted model, not a curated record. Lineage: Eukaryota; Metazoa; Chordata; Actinopteri; Beloniformes; Adrianichthyidae.